GUUCAUGUAACAACGACUUAGAUAUCAAAGGAAAAGACGUUAUGAUGAGAAUUAAGUUUUAAUUUAAUAAAUAGUUUUUCAAAAUGAGGUUACUGAUUUUGAUAGCGCUGAUAGCGUCCUGUUCAGCUGAAAUCAAAGGACACACGAAUAGACCGAAGAAAAGUGCCGAUGACGCAGAUGAUGUUAUCCACUAUCCAGGCACACAUCAACAACGGCAAGAACCGCCAAGUGCCGUCAGUUGCUACACCACAGAUCAGGAAGAAGGCAGAUGUGUCAAGUCGUCCAUGUGUUUGGACGAAGCACCAAAGAUCGACUCCACGCGCGCCUUCGUAUACAGGUCAGGGACGAAUCCAUGCAAUCACUUCCAGAUGUGUUGUCCCGUCAACAAACUGCGUCCGACGCCGGUUGUUCCCACCAUCCCCCCCACUACAGGCUGUGGGUACAGCAAUGCAGGCGGUGUAGUGUUCAGAGAGACGACUGGCACCUCCACCAGCGGACGUGCUGACUUCGCGGAGUUUCCCUGGAUGGUAGCUUUGUUGAGGACAAGAAAAACACCAGUAUUCGAGCCAUCUUUGAAAUUUCCACGAGCCAGACAGAUGAAAUCAAACUACUUAAAAGACCUACGUACCCGGGACAACAAUGACUACAUAGCAGGAGGAACCCUCGUACAUCCGUCCGCUGUUCUAACUGUUGCACACAGAGUUGAAAAGUUUAGGGCAAUAGAGAUCAAAUGCCGCGCCGGUGAGUGGAACACCCUGAGUGAGAACGAAUGGCUGCCUCACCAAGAGCGUGACGUCUACACUGUAUAUAGACAUCCAUUGUACAAUAUGGAGGAAUCCUUAUACUUCUACGAUGUGGCGCUGGUGCUUCUGAAGAAGCCAUUCACGUUCGCAGCGCACGUCAACUUGGCGUGUGUCUCCCACACGCUCCCUCCCCCCGGGACUGUCUGCUACACCAUGGGCUGGGGGAAAGACUUCAACGACUCCAGAAACAACGAAAAUGUGCUCAAAAAGAUAGCCGUACCCUUAGUCAGCCCCGCGGAUUGUGAGAGAAAGCUGCGUAACACCGUCCAAGGGUCAAACUUUACCUUGCACAACACCCUGACCUGCGCAGGAGGGGUCGCCUACGAGGACGAUUGCGUGGGGGACGAGGGGUCGCCUCUCGUCUGUCCGCUCGGGGACCCAGAUGGCUACAUACGGUACACAGUGGUUGGUAUGGUGGCGUAUGCGCCUAUGGACACUUGUGGUGCAGAUGGCGUCCCCGGCGUCUAUGUCAAUAUACCGGAACCGGACAACGAUGUUGACAAUACACUGAGCUACGCCGACCUAGACACAUACCCAGGACAGUGACGUCAUCACACAACUGCUGUUUUUUUUUUUAUUCUUUACAAAUUAGCCCUUGACUACAAUCUCACCUGAUGGUAAGUGAUGAUGCAGUCUAAGAUGGAAGCGGGCUAACUUGUUAGGAGGAGGAUGAAAAUCCACACCCCUUUCGGUUUCUACACGGCAUCGUACCGGAACGCUAAAUCUUAUCACCCUGCGAAGAAUAUCAUACUAUUUACGAGACACUCUGUAUAUGUAGGUUUAUGUUUAUAUUUUAAGUUUGCUGUAUUUAUAUAUCAUAAUAAUUCUACAAAGUGUGAUAUAUUUUAUGAUAUGUAAAUAAUUUAUUAAUUUCCAAUGUUUUGUAUUAUAUAUUUUUUAGUAUAUUUAUUAUUUGUGGUGUAUUGUAUUGUAUUUAUAACACAUUUGCUCGUAAAGUAUCGCUUAUUUCACCAAUUUCAAUAUCGUAAUGUAUCUCAUUACGCACAUGUGCUGUAAUGUAAAGUAAAAUGCACAUAUGCCGUAAUGUAAUAUAAAACCUUUAUCAUCCGUCUAAAAACGAAAGUUCUUUUUAAAUUUUGGCAAACAGUUUUUAUGACAGAAAAGUGCUCAACAUUAUAAAAAUAAAAUUAACUUUGUGAAAUAAAUAUAUAAUAAAAAAACAUUUAAUUCUUUCAUUUUAAUACUUUUGACAAUAAAUAUCAACCUCUGUAUCUGUAACUGAAACACAAAAAUAUUAAUUUACUUUAUUAGUAAUACUGGCUGUUUUUGGUGCAUUUGCCUAAAAAAACGCACGCACUUUGCUAUCUGUGCAAAAAUGACAAGCGUAUCAAAAUGUCAUCAGACGGAAAACAGGAAAAGAUUUCUUUU
This is a messenger RNA of Bicyclus anynana (squinting bush brown), 2192 nucleotides long. Its product is annotated as phenoloxidase-activating factor 2. Lineage: Eukaryota; Metazoa; Arthropoda; Insecta; Lepidoptera; Nymphalidae. Gene Ontology annotation, molecular function: serine-type endopeptidase activity. The coding region runs from base 84 to 1349 and encodes 421 amino acids. Gene Ontology annotation, biological process: proteolysis. The transcript is spliced from 10 exons. The record is from RefSeq and is a predicted model, not a curated record.